AUGUUUGUGCAUCAAUAUAUGUAUUAUGAAGGAGUUUAUAAUGCUGCAUCUUUUGAUGGAACACUGGGCAGUGAAUGUUGACAUGGGAAACCUACAGGACUGUACCAACAACAAGAAUACUUGUGGUCAGGCAGUGCAUUCUUUAGUUCUGUUCUCUGCUUACAUGACCAAGAAUCCUCGACACCUCUUGUUUGUUAGUCAAGGCAAUGACCUCCACUGGCCAGCCGGAGACAACAGUUGGAGACAAGCCGCAGGUGAGAGUUUUAGCAUGCCCGGAGGUUCCUCUUCUCGUGCUGCCUCACUAUACCGACAAAGGGUCAGCCUUCGUCCCUCCCCAUUGCUCCUACCACAGCCUGGGACACUGUCUGCGCACCAACAUCUUUCCAGGAGCUCCUCCGGUGUGGACGUCCCUGAUAAAAGACUCCUACAUCGGUCACCCCUUGCCCGCCCCUCCUAUAGACGCCCAGCGUUGGUACGGCCGCAGGACUGAUGACAGUGUGAAAUGGACAGAAAGAAACAUUGUGAACCAGAAGUUGAACAAGGCGCUAAAGGCAAUGGAGAACAAGUGGUCUAAAUGAGGCCAGGGUGCAGUGGCCAUUUCACACCCUCACCGCAGCGCCCAUGCACCCUCCACAUUAUUCACAUAUCUUUUUACACAUGCAAGCCUUUACAAACCCUUUCUGGUAUGUUCCGUCUCACAUUCACACACAAUGCACAAGCAUACACACACGCACAAGCAUACACACACAAACAUUGUCACAAACUCUCAAAACUACAAAAGCAACCCAUCUCCUGACCUCUAAACACAUUCCAACACAUUUGUAUGUAGACACAAGUUCAUGAUCUCUCUUUUUCCGCAAUAAAAGUAGAACAGCAUCCAUCAACUUAGUUACCUGAUGUUCUGUGUAUUGCAGAACUCACUUACUUCUGAGGGGAUUCAUAGCUGUCAUCAAAAAAUCUACUCAUAGUACUGAAACCCACUGAAUGUGAUUGUCGGUUAAACCAGCAUCUAUCAAUAUUCAGAUAAAACUGUAAAAUGGAAAUUCAAUUUUACCAACAAAAGAAUAUGACAUAAACCACAAUUAGGUGGUUACCACAUCAACCAAGGUUUUGUUUAAGGUUGGAAAGUUGUAGUAGCGGCUUUGUAGUAUUCUUCAAGUACAUUUGGAAGUAAUAUUGAAGUACAUUUUUACUUAAUCUGUGCUCAAGUCUCAAAUGUACAUGCAAGUAGCUAUAAUCCACCUGACCAUAUUAUCAAUGAAGUUGCUCCAAUGACAAGAAUAAGAAACUGAUGGAAUGAACGAAACAGGAAAAAAAUUAAAAAGCUCAAAAGAUGAUAAUGGUUGCAGGGGAUUUUUGUCUCGGCUGUCUUUUUACAGUGAACAAGUAGCAGACUAAUGCAAAGUGGCAGCAUCACUAACGUGGUUUCAACAACAAAAAACACCGAAACUGUCUUUUUGUCACAACCAUAUCUCUAUAUUUGUUGUGUUCAGUCUAGAGACUAUAGAGAUGAUUCAUACUGGGGCUUUAGAGGACAAACGUUUUUUUUAUACUGACUCACCUCACUCACUCAACAACAGUAAAUAAGCUGUCAUACCGAGCCCAGUGGAAGGAAUCCUGAGAUGUCAGUAAUUGUCAGUAAUACAUCUCAACAAAUCAUGUUCCCC
Messenger RNA from Oncorhynchus nerka (sockeye salmon), 1667 nucleotides. Its product is annotated as ciliary microtubule inner protein 4. The coding region runs from base 207 to 578 and encodes 123 amino acids. The record is from RefSeq and is a predicted model, not a curated record. The transcript is spliced from 4 exons. Lineage: Eukaryota; Metazoa; Chordata; Actinopteri; Salmoniformes; Salmonidae.